Messenger RNA from Schizosaccharomyces cryophilus OY26, 3264 nucleotides. RefSeq names its product transcriptional repressor Sak1. Gene Ontology annotation, molecular function: RNA polymerase II cis-regulatory region sequence-specific DNA binding; DNA-binding transcription factor activity, RNA polymerase II-specific. The record is from RefSeq and is a predicted model, not a curated record. Lineage: Eukaryota; Fungi; Ascomycota; Schizosaccharomycetes; Schizosaccharomycetales; Schizosaccharomycetaceae. Gene Ontology annotation, biological process: regulation of transcription by RNA polymerase II. The coding region runs from base 744 to 2978 and encodes 744 amino acids. The transcript has 2 exons.
GUUACAUUAAAAUAUGGUGUGGGCUCUUCUCCGUUAAGGAAUUCUAUCUCAUCCUAGUGUUCGUAAAUAAUUGACAGCUUUUGAGUGCCUUCGUCGCGUCAGUUUCUCAUCUAGGAAGUGUGGAUUCUGUUUCUUUUUCAGACGCGAAAAAACGCGAUUCUUUGAUUGUUAAACAAGAGGAGGUAUUGUAUUCUUUGCAGAUACAAACAUUUCCUAAGCGAUAAAGCACUUAGGCUUUUAUAACUUUUGUAUUUUCCUACCAUUCAUCAUACGCGCAUAUAGUGAAAUGAAAAGGAAAUGAUUUCCCAUAUGGACAAAAGUGAGAGAAUUCGAGUUCGAUUCUAAAAAAAGCGUUUUUCUAUCGUAUCAUUUGCAAGUUCCUUGUUUAUUUCUAUUAAAUGGACAUUUUGUUUUCAUGCUUCUCUUCCAACAUCUUGUUUUGGUUUCCUCGAAAAUGAAUAAGGAUAAAGAACGAGCCCCGCGGUGAUUUUGGAAACCAGGAUUUUCUCACAUUAUACAGGUUGUGCUUUUCCUCAACCGAAGGAAGUUGUGCGCUGUAACUUUUUUUUUUAGAGGUUGGAGUUUGUUAUUUAUUUUCCUUGAAAACGGACCCGAUUUUUCAGCCGGUUGAGCUCCAUUUUCUGCUCUAACGAGGUUCCAACUUGGCAAGUGAAUGGCUCAGUCAUUCUUCACCAUUCCUGUCUUUCUUUGUCCUCAAAAACGUUCAUUUUAGUGAAGAAGCCAUGGAUUCGAAUUUGGCGAGUCAGGCAUCUUUGCCGCAGCCUGAAAUGGCUCAUGCAUCACAAUUGGAUUCUGUAAAUCGGUUUAAUCCUCGUUUUAUGUUUCAACAAAACGAAGAUUUCGUUAAUCCACGUCCAUUUGCCAGUCAAUCUUCUCGUAAGUCUGCUGAAGACCAAGAAUAUGAGAUUCGCAAACUGGCUUCUGAGUUCGAAAAUUGUUCUCUCGACUCGAUUGCUGAGAAGAUUCGAAUGGAUCCUUAUGGUGGAAGUGCCGAAAAGCUGCGCCAAAUUUUUGGAGUUUGCUGGCUUAAGCAAUCCUGUGAAGACCAAGAAGACGCCGCUGUUCAGAGAAAUCAAAUUUAUGCACAGUAUGUGGAUGCUUGCAAUAUUUAUCAUGUGAAAACUCUAAGUUCUGCUUCGUUUGGUAAACUUGUUCGCAUGCUAUUCCCUACCAUUAAGACUCGGCGGCUUGGCACUCGAGGUCAUUCAAAAUACCACUAUUGUGGCUUAAAACUACGUGGUCAUGAACCAUUUCGAAAGCAUCGUCGUAUAUCUGAUUCCAGUGUUUCUCCUGAUUCUUCAUUAUCGUUUACGAAAUCCCUCUCUUCUAACUUCGAUACCGAUGCUGGCCAAAUGCCUCCUGCUUAUCCUCCUUCUGUUGACCCUACUACUACUCCCGUAACAGCGAAAGCCAGCGCUACCUCUCUUUCCGACCCAUAUACCUCUUCCUCACCUCCAAUUUCUUUGUUGACUUCUUCUGUCAACAUGCAACCGCAUUCCUCCAGCUCUCCUAGACUUUUUUCAUCUCAACCUUCUACCAUACCCACUCAACUUCCUCCCCAACCUCUGCCAUCGAAUUCUGCAUUUUCAUCUUCUGUUCACCAUUUUACAUCUCCAUUCACAUCUUCAAACUCAAAUCUUGGCCCAUCCAUGCGUUCUGAUACAAACGCUAAUUUUUGGUAUGCUCAAAAUUCGGUUUAUAAACUGAAGCUUAAGUUUUUACCCCCUCAUAAACUUCCCUGGAUUCCUUCAUUAGAUAUCUCUUCCUUUUCACUACCUCCUAUUGAUUAUUAUUUAAGUACCGCUUUUGAUAAUCACGAGGCAAAGGUUGCACUCAUGACGGUAUAUUCCUCUCAUUGCAUUACCCUUAUUGAAUCAAUUCGUUACAUGCAUCUCAAGCAGUUCCUUUCCGAAAUAUCUAGUUUCCCGGAAAGCCUUUCUCCCUCUCUUCUUGCAUUACUUGCUUCGCCCUUCUUUUCGAAAUGGAUUGAGCAAUCGGAUACGAUAAUGUAUCGAGAAAUACUAAAACUUUUGUUUCCCAUGACAUUACAAGUGGUGCCGACUCCUGUCUUGGUGUUGCUGCGUCAUUUGACGGAAAACCUUCUUAGUCACAUAUCUAGUAUUUACAGCUCUCAUUCACCUUGUCUAGCACAAGUAAAAAUCGAAACUGCUGCUGCCUUUAGUAAUCUUUUGUCUCGUCUUUUAAGGGUAAAUGAUACGGCUCAUGCUGCAGCUAGAUUUCUGGCUAAUCCCGCCGACAGGCAACUCAUUUGUUGUGAUUGGGAACGAUUCGUAAAUACUAAAGUGAUUGUGUGCCGAGAAGUAAUGUAUAAUAAUAAAGAGGCGGUAAACGCUCUUGACGAAUGGUUUUCUCUCCUUUCGACUUGCUCUAGUCCUUCAGAGCUUCUUGAUCCUUUAAAAGAAAAGUCAAACGUUAAUGACAUGGCUAUGCACAGGAUAGAGUUGCGUCAAAUCGAUGGAAUUUUAGACAGAAUGGCCGAUUUCUUUUUGGAAUUGCCUUCAAGAUUCCCUUCUUGCUCCCCGCGAAUGUUUUUGCUUUAUUUAAGUGCACUUCAAACAAGUGUACUUCGGGAAAUUACGGUUGGCGGGGGUAAAGCAUUUGGUGCUUUAUGGGUUAUACGAUGUUGGGUCGAUGAAUACAUGACUUGGGUUGCUGAAAUUGGGGGGUUCUUGGAUGACGGCAAUGAUGAAGUAUCUCAUGCUCACUUCCAUAGUAAUGAUGCCUUAUCCUCCGAGCAGUUAGCGCAAUCCUUACAUUCUCGCCAGCACAUUCCCCAGCAAUUUCCUUCGAAAUUUCAAAAUGAGGUAUCUCCGCUCCAUCCUCAGCAAGAACAACCUACUAAACCAGCUGUAUGGGAUGCUUAUGACACUAUACAGAAGCAAAGGGAAGAAGAUUAUAUGUCUAUUGUUUUUGAUACAAAUGGUGCUUGUAGCUGAUGUAUAUUAAGGAAGUGUUUUCUUUUUUUAUUAUUGUUUCCUUCAAUACUGGGUUUAUUUUAAUUGUCGUUCAUCUUAUUAAGAUAUGUGUUUAUGAAUAUCCUUGUUUUGCCUUAAGUACUUGGGAAAAGUAUAGGAUACACGGCAAACUUUCAUUUGAUUCUUUAUUCUUUUAUCUUUGGUUCUUUCGAUGUCAUCCGUCAUUUUUGCUUUUUGGUUAUCUAAUUUCAUUCAUUUUCAUUUGGUUACGGCAUUUGUAAUAGAAGAUACUUUUUCGUGGUCUGCA